Messenger RNA from Talaromyces amestolkiae, 2754 nucleotides. RefSeq lists its product as uncharacterized. The transcript is spliced from 2 exons. The record is from RefSeq and is a predicted model, not a curated record. NCBI's taxonomy places the organism in Eukaryota, Fungi, Ascomycota, Eurotiomycetes, Eurotiales, Trichocomaceae. Gene Ontology annotation, molecular function: calcium channel activity; calcium ion binding. Gene Ontology annotation, cellular component: membrane. Gene Ontology annotation, biological process: intracellular calcium ion homeostasis; calcium ion transmembrane transport. Bases 1 to 2754 code for a protein of 917 amino acids.
AUGUCCACCCCAAUACACGAGAUCGACGAACCGAGGUAUUCGACCAGUACCACUCGUUUCCCCGAAAUCGACGAAGAAGAAGACGAAUACCGUGGCAGAGACAAUCUAAGGCUGGAUACAUUGAAUGUGACCUCGUCAAAUGCAAGAACCGAUCCAUCACCAUCGGCUGUCCGUGAGCAGGCUCUACGGCUAGACGACGACCUGGCUGUAUUGCAAGCGGAGCGAGUAGUUUCAAACUCACAACGAAGUGAAGAACACAACAGUGAAGGAACCUCACUACGUCAAAUCCGUUCGCGAACUGAGCCUGUAGAUGAGUUUGAUAUUGCUACAAAUCCGCUGCACGAAACUGCGGCGAUUUACAAUGCGCCGGAGGAUCCUCAUACCAGUAUAGCGAAAAUCUUGAAAAGGAUUCAUAGCUCGAGUUUUCUUGUUCGCUAUUUCUUUUACAUCACGCCUUUGACGCUGAUUUUGUUGAUUCCGCUUCUACUGGGUGCGUUGGUUUUCAAGUCGGCCAAUGUUGGAGGCGUGAGAUUGUUGUGGUUUUCCGUCUGGUUGGAAAUCUUUUGGUUGACGCUUUGGGCAGGAAGAAUUACUGCAAAAUGUUUUCCUCCCGUGUUCAGCAUCGGGUCGUCUAUCUUUACCAACAACUCCAAGAAAUAUCGCGAUCUUGCCAGAGAGUUGGAACUGCCUUUCACGCUCUUUUUCUGGUGGCUAGGAGUAGAGAUAUCCUUUUUGCCGACCAUGAUUAACCAUCAUGUCGAUGGCAGCACAUCGGUCAGGGAAUGGGAGAGCACGAUGAACAAGGUUAUCAUCUCAAUAUUCGUCGGCGCCAUUCUUAACUUGAUCGAAAAGAUCAUCAUCCAGUUGAUUGCCAUCAGCUUCCAUACUCGUACAUAUGCUGAUCGAAUCGAAAUCAACAAGUUUCAAAUUUCAAAUUUGACGAAACUUUAUGCUUACUCUAGGGAGAUGAUUUCUGAAAAGGACGAGGAUUUCGAAGAGCAUGGUAGCGGAACACAAUCUGGUACCAAAACGCCUUUGAACGUUGCCGGUACGGCUUUGAAAGUUGGCAAAAAGACCUUGAACAAGGUCGGAGAUAUGGCAGGAGCCGUUGCGGGCGAUUUCACCGGCAAGAAAAUCAAUAAGAGCAGCCACCCGCAUCAAGUGGUACUCACUCUACUUAGUACCAACACAGGCGGCCAGGUAUUGGCACGGAGACUGUACCGUACAUUUGUCCGAACUGGUUUCGACACCAUCUUCUCUGGAGACUUGAAAUCUGCUUUUGACAAUAACGAGGAAGCGGAAGCUGCUUUCACCAUGUUCGACAAGGAUAUGAAUGGCGAUAUCUCUAUGGAAGAGCUGGAAUCUGUCUGUGUUGAGAUUGGUCGUGAAAGAAAAUCAAUUACUGCUUCUUUGAAGGAUUUGGACUCCGUAGUGUCGAAACUUGACGGUGUGCUCUUCUUUGUCGUCUGUGUCGUCACGCUUUUGGUCUUUUUGUCGCUGAUUUCGACAUCCGCUGCUGGUGUGUUGACAUCGGCCGGUUCCUCCAUUCUGGCUCUAUCCUGGUUAUUCUCCGCUACUGCUCAGGAAUUUCUGCAGUCCGUCAUAUUUGUCUUUGUCAAGCAUCCCUUUGAUGUCGGUGACAGAGUGACUAUCUACGGUAACACAGGUGACGCCAUGAAAGGUGAUGACUACUUUGUUAAGGAAAUAUCUCUCCUGUACACCGAGUUCAAGAAGAUGCAGGGCCACGUCGUACAAGCGCCAAACAGCUACCUUAACACUUUAUUCAUCCUGAACCAGCGCCGUUCCGGUGGUCUUGCCGAAGCCGUGCCUGUCAUCAUCAAAUACGGAACUUCCAUCGAACAAAUGGAAGCGCUACGACAGCGUCUGCUCGAGUUUGUACGCACGGAAAAACGUGAGUACCAAUCAAACAUUAUCACGGAAUUGCGAGAAGUCACCGAGGCUUUCUCACUUACUCUCAACGUCGUCUUCUUCUACAAGUCCAACUGGCAAAACGAAGGUCUUCGUCUGCAAAGACGUAACAAAUUUAUCUGCAUGUUGAUGUUAUCUAUGCAAGAAAUCGGCAUUGAAGGGCCUCGUAUGAAUCUCCAGGGCGCUCAUGUGGACUACCCCUUCCACGUCAACCACCACGGACAACCGCCUAGCUACGCCGCAUCCACCAGACCUGGUCCAAGCCAACAGCAAUCAACCGAAACCAUCCUCGAAGAACGAGAUCCAAACCUCCCCGAAAACUCUGCCUACACAUCCAGUACCGCCGCUCCCAUCCGUCCUCAACACUCUAUCCUCCGCAAAGGUUCCAUGGCAGCCGCCGCCCGCGCACGCGGGGAAUCCCUGAGCCGUCCCGGUCGCCACGUCGAUUUCUCGCUCGGGACAAGCGCGUUGUCUGCUAACGAUCUCAUGGGAGACGUCUUUGAAGACCGAAAUCCCUCGCGGCUCGGAGAAGUCGUUCGCAACGCCAAUCGUGAGGCGAUGGAGCGCCGGAUCCGAGAGGAUGCUGCGAUUUCGCGUGAGAGUCUUUCUUCUUCGUCGCGGGCUGCUGCUGCGUCUGCGUCUGCGGCUGCGGACCAUCAGUCGAGAGCAUCGAUGGAGUCGAGGAACUCGUUUGGUGCUGGACGGCCGAGCCAGUCAUCUUCUAUGGGUAGGAGUGGAUUCUUAGCAAGACUCGGUUCGCAUCACAGUCGUGUAAGAAGUACGGAUAGUGAUGAUUUGAUGGAGCAGGGGUUGAAGAAUCAGUAG